AUGAACAACAACAACGUUAACAAUCAAAGUGAUGAUUUCAUCAUCAACGGUGUCGCUAAUGAUGAAGCACUUGCUGUUUCUCGUCAAUUGGCUAAUGUUCGUGUUCAUAUCGAACAACACCUAAAAUCUAAAGAAGUACAUAAAAGAUUAAAUCAUGAAAAUCAAGAAGACAAAGCAGCUUAUAGCACCGUUGAUCAUUUCAUAGAUUGUUUUGAAGCAAUUCUACAUCAACACGAAAUUGAUCAGAACAUGCAUUGGAAACGAUGUUUUGUUAGUACAGUUAUUCAUAAUCAUGAUCGAUUGACAUGGUAUAAUACUGAACUAAAAAAUAAAGAUAUCACAUGGGAAGAUGCCAAAGUGAUCAUCAAAAACAAGUAUGGAGGCAAACAUUCUAAAAGUGCUUACCUUACUAAAAUACAAAAAAUGAAGGUUAAAAACAGAGAAUCACCUGUUGAUUUUGCUGACCGCUUCAUGAACAACCUAAUCAAUGCUGGAAUCCCUGAUGGUGUAGCCUUUGAUGACAGAGUAUUGAACAUUUUAUAUAAAUCGAAAUACAAAGAAGUCGCUGGAGCUAUACAACAAAGUUAUUCACAAAUAUCUGAGAUCGAUGGUAGAACAGAAUUGAAUGUAGAUUUUAUUAGAAGAAAACUACCUAUUCUAUAUAUACCAGAGACAUAUGAAUCAGAUGAGAUAUCGAUGAAGAACCUAAAAGACAAAAGACCCAAAGUCCAAAACACAAAACACUUACCUACAAUUGAAGAUAAACCCUUUAACUUCAAACAAAUCCAAGAGUUAAAGUUGGCCGGUAAAUGCACCUCUUGCACAAAAAACUACUCCAAGGAGCAUCGCUGCAGUGAAUAUAUUCAAGAUAAGGCGGCAAGAGAAAUCCACAAGAAAAAAGAUGCGUGCCAUGAAGUUGGAAGACGAAAAGCUAUCAAAAAAUAUAAAAAAAACUGGAAGAUAAAGUCAAUGAACAUGUAGACGUAAACAUGGAGGAUCUAUCCGUAAACGAUUCUGAAUGUAAGUACCUAAAAAGUGCUGCUAUAAAAAACAAAAGUAAAAAGUCAAUAACCUAAAAAACAAUUCUAUCAUUGUACCUGUUAUCAUAGAAAACGUGAAAACUUUUGCUUUGGUAGAUACUGGCAGUACUUUUACAGGCAUAGAUAAAAAAUUUAUUGUAAAAAAUAAUAUAAAUCAUGUUAAAAUAAAUAAAGGUUAUAUAAGUCUAGUAGUAGAAGAAAAGAAAACAAAAAGAAUUGGAAAAACAAAAAAUUUAAAAAUU
Molecule: messenger RNA, 1282 nt
Organism: Halteromyces radiatus
Lineage: Eukaryota; Fungi; Mucoromycota; Mucoromycetes; Mucorales; Cunninghamellaceae
Exons: 4
Coding region: 1-981 (326 amino acids)
Source: RefSeq, a predicted model, not a curated record